Molecule: messenger RNA, 750 nt
Organism: Cryptomeria japonica (Japanese cedar)
Lineage: Eukaryota; Viridiplantae; Streptophyta; Pinopsida; Cupressales; Cupressaceae
Product: transcription factor UNE10
Exons: 4
Coding region: 159-494 (111 amino acids)
Cellular component (GO): nucleus
Molecular function (GO): protein dimerization activity
Source: RefSeq, a predicted model, not a curated record
UAUGUACCUCAUGGUCGUGCAUAUAGGACUUUGAAGACGAGUUUGCCGAUUCAUGUAGACCUCUUUCUCCCAGAAGCAAUACUUCAUCCAAAAGACAGAGAGCUACCCGCGUUCACAAUUUGUGCGAAAAGAGGCGAAGGAACAGAAUCAAUGAGAAAAUGAAAGAUCUUCAACUUCUGAUUCCUAAUUCGAAGAAGACAGACAAAGCUUCCAUUCUUGUCGAAGCAAUUGAGUAUGUCAAACAGCUUCAACUUCAAGUACAAAUGCUUUCUUCUCCAAAUAAAUCGCAUAUCUGCGUACCAAUGGGAAUCCCAUGCUUUCAGGUGCCCCAGAUGUGCAUGAAGAUGGGAUCCCAAUGGAGUAAUGUGUGCAUGACCGUGAACCAGGGAGUUCAAGCAGAACCAGGACUAUGGUCUAAUGAAGGAAACAAAGAGUAUUUUCAUACAGUAGGUCUGCCAAUGUUUACCAAGGUUUCACAGCGCAAUGAUGUAUGACAUGCAGGGAGCGUUAAUACUUCACCGCCCAAGUCUCUUCAAGCAACUCAUAUUCGCUAGCCCUAGCCUGUGUGCUUUCAGAAACUUUAUCAUGUAUUUUCGCUUGUAGUAGCAAUAGUCUUUUCCAAGCAGCUAAAUUAGGAUGAUUUUUUCAUGAUCAGCUUUACGUGGAAAACAAUAAAGUAUCACAGGUUUUACUUAUAAAGAAGUGUCACAUGGUGAGUCGGUCUCAAAUGAAAAUAAAUGUACAUGUGAA